CUGAAGAACAUUAAAAAAAAACUUUUAAUGCCUGAACAACUUAUAUUACCAUAAUGGUCUGCUUUUGAGGAACACGUGUACUGUAUUUUAUAGAUUUGCUUUAUAAUUGGUCAGAGACAAAAGAGUAACCAUAAUUGAUAGUACAUAUUUAAUUUUAAAUAAUAAUAAUUUAUUUUCAUUUUUAGUACAAAUUUUGAAAAAAAAAGGAAGAGCUAGUGCUUCGAAAAUGAAGAAACCAGCAGAAGGAACAGGGGUGGCCAUUAGGAAGAGAUCUAAGUUGCCUGGAGUUAUGAUCACUCAAUACGUUGAAGAACUGCCGCCUGGAAUGACUACUCCAGAUUUUACUAGAAAACCCAUACCCUUAACUAUCCAGGAAGGCAAGCAGGCCCUUUUCACAGCUAUUGUAAAUGGAGAUCCAGUACCGGAGGUCUCGUGGGGAUGUAACAAGGGAGAUAUCUCUGAUACAGAAAAAUAUAUAACAAGAUUUGAUCAAAAAAAUGGAGAAUAUAUACUGGAGUUACCACAUGUGUCUUCAGAACAAGCAGACACUUAUAAAUGCCUUGCCAUAAAUCCAUUCGGAAGAGCUGUUUGUACCGCUGCGCUGAAUGUUAUUGAGGUUGGGUUCAAAAAGAGAAAGCCAGCCCCCAAAAAUGACCCUGAGGAUUUCAGAAAAAUGUUGAAGAAAAAAGUUGUUCUGAGAAAAGAAAAGCCAUGUAAGGAGGGAGAAAUUGAUCCAAGGUUCUGGGAGGUGUUGCUGAGUGCACACAGGAAAGAUUACGAGCGCAUCUGUCGUGAAUAUGGAGUCACUGACUUUCGCUGGAUGCUGAGAAAACUCAACCAAAUGAAGAUGGAAAGAGAAGCGGAGCAAUCUAAGUAUGUUGAGAAAGUCGACAGCAUGAAACAGAUAGAGGUAAAAACUGAUGGAACAGCUAAGUUUGAACUCGACAUGAAGUUGAAGGAUCCCAGCAAUAAAAUCUUGCUUUACAAAGAUGGGAAAAUGCUUGACUAUGGGGAUGGAUCUGAUGACUCCAAAAGACAUAAUAUGAAACAAUUUGGUGAAACAUACUUGUUUAGCAUUAGGGAUCUUGUCCCAGAAGAUGCUGGAUUAUAUCAAGUGGAUGUUGAGGAUGCAAACAUGUUCUCAACUUCCUUAAGCUUACCUAAUGUGCAUUUUGAAGGCGCUUUGAAGGACACUACAGUGGUUCAGGGUCAGGAUGCAGUGUUUGAGUGUUCCCUAUCGAAACCUCUUCCACAAAUAACCUGGUGCGCCAAUGACAUCACGGUUGAGCAUGGAGAAAAAUAUGACAUCACAGUCUCUAAAAACAAGCACAUUCACAAACUGGCAGUCAAAAACUGUAAAGCAGAGGAUACGGGAGUCUACUCGGCUAUUGCGGGACUCAAGUCAAGCCAGGGGAUUUUAGUUGUUGAAGAAGAUAAUGCCCAUGACCAAGCUGAUGAAGUGGACGAACUUGCUAGACGUCUAGUUGAAGAGCAAACCAGACUGCAAAGGGAAAAGGACGAGGCGGAAAGAAAAUCCCAGGAAGAAAGAGAUGAGGCGGCCAGGAGAAAAGCCCAUUCAGAAAAAGAUGAGGCAGAGUGGAAAACCCAGGAAGAAAGAGAUGAAGCAACCAGGAAAGCCCAGGCAGAAAAAGAUGACGCAGCGUGGAAAACCCAGGAAGAAAGAGAUGAAGCAGCAAGGAAAGCCCAGGCCGAAAAAGAUGCGGCAGCGAGGAAAGCCCAGGCUGAAAGAGAUGAGGCGGCCAGGAGAAAAGCCCAGGAAGAAAAAGAUGAAGCAGCAAGGAAAUCCCAGGCUGAUCGAGAUGAGGCGGCCAGGAGAAAAGCCCAGACAGAAAAUGAUGAGGCUGCGAGGAAAGCCCAGGCUGAACGAGAUGAGUUGGCCAGGAGGAAAGCCCAGGCUGAUCAAGAUGAGGCGGCUAGGAAGAAAGCCCAGGAAGAAAGAGAUGAGGCAGCCAGGAGGAAAGUCCAGGCAGAAAGAGAUGAGGCGGCUAGGAAGAAAGCCCAGGAAGAAAGAGAUGAGGCGUCUAGGAGGAAAGCCCAGGCAGAAAAAGAUGAGGCAGCCAGGAGGAAAGCCCAGGCAGAAAAAGAUGAGGCGGCCAAGAGGAAAGCCAAGGAAGAAAGAGAUGAGGAGGCUAGGAAGAAAGCCCAGGAAGAAAGAGAUGAGGCGGCUAGGAAAGCCCAGGCUGAACAAGAUGAGGCAGCCAGGAGAAAAGCCCAGGAAGAAAGAGAUGAGGCGGCCAGGAGGAAAGCCCAGGAAGAAAGAGAUGAGGCGGCCAGGAGGAAAGCCCAGGCUGAACAAGAUGAGGCGGCAAGGAGGAAAGCCCAGGCAGAAAAAGAUGAAGCAGUGAGGAAAGCCCAGGCAGAAAAAGAUGAGGCAGCGAGGAAAGCAAAGGCUGAACGAGAUGAGGUGACCAGGAGGAAAGCCCAGGAAGAAAAAGAUGGGGCAGCCAGGAGGAAAGCCCAGGAAGAAAAAGAUGGGGCAGCGAGGAAAGCCCAGGCUGAACGAGAUGAGGCAGCCAGGAGAAAAGCCCAGGAAGAAAGAGAUGAGGUGGCCAGGAGGAAAGUCCAGGAAGAAAGAGAUGAGGCGGCCAAGAGGAAAGCCCAGGCUGAACGAGAUGAGGCAGCCAGGAGGGAAGCCCAGGCUGAACGGGAUGAGGCGGCCAGGAGGAAAGCCCAGGCUGAACGGGAUGAGGCGGCCAGGAGGAAAGCCCAGGCUGAACGGGAUGAGGCGGCCAGGAGGAAAGCCCAGGCUGAACGGGAUGAGGCGGCCAGGAGGAAAGCCCAGGCUGAACGGGAUGAGGCGGCCAGGAGGAAAGCCCAGGAAGAAAAAGAUGAGGCAGCGAGGAAAGCUCAGGCUGAACGAGAUGAGGCGGCCAGGAGGAAAGCCCAGGAAGAAAAAGAUGAGGCAGCGAGGAAAGCUCAGGCUGAACGGGAUGAGGCGGCCAGGAGGAAAGCCCAGGAAGAAAAAGAUGAGGCAGCGAGGAAUGCCCAGGCUGAAAGAGAUGAGGCGGCCAGGAGGAAUGCCCAGGCUGAACGGGAUGAGGCGGCCAGGAGGAAAAGCCAGGCUGAACGGGAUGAGGCGGCCAGGAGGAAAGCCCAGGAAGAAAAAGAUGAGGCAGCAAGGAAAGCCCAGGCUGAACGGGAUGAGGCGGCCAGGAGGAAAGCCCAGGAAGAAAAAGAUGAGGCAGCAAGGAAAGCCCAGGCUGAACGGGAUGAGGCGGCCAGGAGGAAAGCCCAGGAAGAAAAAGAUGAGGCAGCGAGGAAAGCUCAGGCUGAGCGAGAUGAGGCGGCCAGGAGAAAAGCCCAGGCUGAACGAGAGGAGGCGGCCAGGAGGAAAGCCCAGGUAAAAAAAGAUGAGGCAGUGAUGAAAGCCCAGGCAGGAAAAGAUGAGGCAGCAAGGAAAGCCCAGGCAGGAAAAGAUGAGGCAGCUAGGAGGGCACAGGCUGAAAAAGAUGAAGCAGCGAGGAGGGUACAUGAGGAGAGAGACGAGGCAGCGAGGAAGGCACAGGCGGAGAGAGAUGAAGCACAGAAGAAGGCAAAGGUGGAGAGAGAUGAGGCAGCGAGGAAGGCACAGGAGGAAGUAGAUGAGGCAGCGAGAAAGUCGCAGGCUGAGCAAGAUGCUGCCAAUAGGAUGGCAGCCAUGGCGGCAAGGAAUGGAGAUGCCAAUAUUGGAUCUUCUCUGGGAGAAACAGGGAAGGAUGAAAAAGGAGAUGGAGAUAAAAAACGUAAGAAGCGAGUUGGUAAACUUGUUCCUGACACCAUUUUAGACCACAGAGUUCACUUCUUGAGCGGUUUGUCUAAUACUGCAGCCAAAGUCGGAGAACGAGCAGAAUUGUCCUGCAAGCUUAGCAGUGAAGAUAGCACUGGGAUGUGGUACAAAGAUGGCAAAGAGUUGAAGCCUAAGGAUGCAAUUACGGUGGUCAAAGAUGGGGCUCAACACAAACUCAUCAUCAACAACUGCCAGGAUAAAGAUUCAGGGAAAUACAAGUUUGAGGCAGAAGGAUGUAAAUCAGAGGCUACAUUAACCAUUAAGGAUCCUCCUAAAAUUGACACAGAUGCCCUGAGUAAAUUCUCAGAGCCUGUUAAUAUCAAAGCCGGAGAGAGCGCUUCCUUCAAGCUGCCGUUCUCAGGGAAAGAUCCCAUUAGGAUUCAGUGGUUUAAAGAUGACGAGGAGCUGCAAGAGGGUCACGGUGUCAAAAUCGAGAAGUCUUCAACUUACAGCCGCCUCCGUCUCACUAAGUGCCAGCGCAAAGAUACGGGCGAGAUUAAAGUCAAAAUCAAGAAUGAGUUUGCCACCGUGGAGGCAUCAUCAAAACUUAUUGUGUUUGAUAAACCAACUCCCCCUCAAGGGCCUGUGGAAACUGUUGAAUGCUCCUUGUCUGCCAUCGAGUUUAAAUGGAAGCCCCCAAAAUAUGAUGGCGGCUGCAAAGUGACUAAUUACAACCUGGAACGACAGCAGGUUGGACGAAACACCUGGACUAAAAUCGGAGACAUUCCUGAACAGCCUACCUACAGAGACACAGAUGUCGAACGCGGUCGAAAGUACUGCUACAAAAUACGGGCAAAAAACUCUGAAGGCCUCAGCGAUAACUUGACAAGUGAGGCUAUUGCUGCAGGCAGUUUGGCAUUUCCCGGUUCUCCUGCUCCUCCAAAAAUAGUCAGUGCCUUCAAAGGCUGCAUUAACCUGGCAUGGCUCCCUCCAUCGAACACCGGGGGUGGCAGCAUUAUCGGCUACAAUGUGGAAAAACGCAAAAAGGGCAGCAAUAUAUGGAGUCAAGUGAACCCAAAAGAUGAGCCAAUCAGAGAGAAAAAAUACGCUGUAAAAGACAUUAUAGAAGGAGCGGGGUAUGAAUUCAGGGUGAGUGUUAUUAACACAUGUGGCCCUGGGGAACCGAGUUGGCCCUCUGAAUGUGUCUUCGCAAGAGACCCCAAAAAGCCUCCUGGUCAAGUCAAAGAUCUCAAAAUAACUGGAUCCAGCUACACCAAUCUAUCCCUAUCAUGGACUAAACCAACAGAGGUAAAAGGUGUGGAAGAUGAAGCAAAAGGCUAUUUUUUGGAAAUCAGACCCACAGCUCAACUUGACUGGAGUCGAUGCAAUACAAAUGCGGUGAUUCAGACUUCCUUCACUAUCGUGGGCCUGAAGUCAAUGGCCACUUAUUGGGUAAGAGUUAUUGCGACAAAUGAAGGAGGGGAGGGGCUUCCACAAGGCUUGGACAAUUACAUCAUCGCCAUGCCGCCACCAGUUAAACCAAAGUUCAUUGACAGUAAAAUGAAGAGCUUUAUGGUUGUUAAAGCAGGAAAUACUGUGCAUGUCCGCGUCAGUUUUGAGGCCUCUCCUUUACCCGACAUCACAUGGCUAAAAGAUGGCUUUCCCGUAGGCAAACAUGGGACGAUUACUAAUUUUGAAAAAGGCUCUCACCUAUUUAUUUACACAUCAGAGCCGUGUGACACUGGCAUCUAUACGGUCACUAUCAAGAAUGUGGUGGGCCAGGACACUUUCAGUAUUGAAAUUAGAAUCGCUGAUGAUCCCAAACCUCCAGGUCCAGUUGAACUGGAACAGAAUGUUCAAGGCACUGUGACAAUAACAUGGGCUCCAUCUCCUGACGAAAAACGGGACGACCGUCUGCACUACAUGGUCAUGCAGAGGGACUCGAUUAAGGGGACAUGGGGCACCAUCGUUGACCAUUUGUUCAACAACAAAUUCACUGUCAUCAACAUCUUGCCUGGAAGAGAAUACAACUUCAGAGUUUUUGCAAAGAAUGACAUAGGCCUUUCAGAGCCAUCAGUGUCUCCGGUUUGGGGAACCACAAAGAAAAAAGAAAAAUUCACAUGUGACUUGCCCAAAUCAAAGACCAUCGACUUCCAGGUAGCCCCUAAAUUUAUUGUCCCCUUGAAGCUUCAUUCAGCUCCACCGGGUUAUGAGUGCUACAUGAGCUGUGCCGUUAUUGGCAACCCGACUCCACAUAUCACCUGGUACCAUGACAACGUCAGCCUCAACACGAACCCCAACUACUACAUCACAAAUGUGUGUGGCGUUUGUUCAUUGCUUAUUCUGAUGGUUGGACCCAAAGAUAUGGGAGAGUACAAGGUUGUGGCUGAAAGCCCCCUGGGACAGGUUGAGUGCUCCACCAAACUUGUAGUUAGAGAGUAAAGGAAGAAAAACAGUGUAUGCAUUCUUGUUUCUUGCAAGUCAAAUUGAUAAUGUAUAAAUGAUAUAUUAUGAUUCGAUAAAUAAAUACAAAUAUUUUCCAUGGCAUUUUUGUCACUUUGUCAGCAUUUCUAAA
Molecule: messenger RNA, 6302 nt
Organism: Paramisgurnus dabryanus
Lineage: Eukaryota; Metazoa; Chordata; Actinopteri; Cypriniformes; Cobitidae
Source: RefSeq, a predicted model, not a curated record